CCGGCGCGUCCUUUGGCCUGAUUCCUCAUUCCUUUUUGUUUUACCUUGCCUUACCUGAAGGAUCGCUUAUUCGCACUGACGGGUGUUUCCCAAGGCAUCUGACCACCGCUGCUAGCGUGAUUGGCCGCUUUCCCCGCCCAUCAACAAUUCACACAGCGCCGCCAUGGCUUCUCGAAAGAAGGUCCUUCUGAAGAUCAUCAUCUUGGGCGAUAGCGGUGUCGGCAAGACAAGCUUGAUGAACCAAUAUGUCAACAAGAAGUUCAGCGCCAGCUACAAGGCCACGAUCGGAGCCGAUUUCCUGACGCGGGAGGUGAUGGUGGACGAUAGGCAGGUGACCAUGCAGCUCUGGGACACAGCAGGACAGGAACGCUUCCAAUCUCUAGGCGUGGCCUUCUACCGGGGAGCCGACUGCUGCGUGCUGGUGUUCGACGUCAACAAUUCGAAGAGCUUCGACGCGCUCGAUAGCUGGCGGGACGAAUUCUUAAUUCAGGCGUCGCCACGAGACCCGGAUAACUUCCCAUUCGUCGUGCUGGGGAACAAGAUUGACGUGGAGGAGAGCAAGAGAGUGAUUUCGACUAAGCGAGCAAUGACUUUCUGCCAGUCCAAGGGAGGUAUCCCCUACUUUGAGACGAGUGCGAAGGAGGCUAUCAACGUGGAGCAGGCGUUCGAGGUCAUUGCGCGGAACGCGCUGCUUCAGGAGGAAUCAGAAGAGUUCAGCGGCGACUUCCAGGACCCUAUCAACCUCCACCUCGAGAGCGAGCGGGAGGGAUGCGCGUGCUGAAUGCAGCGGUUGAAUUGAUCCGGAUUUUUUGAGGGUUUGUUUGUAGGAUACCAGGCUUCGUGCGUUGGUCGUGUUGGUCGUGUAUCGCAACAGAGCUGGGGCUGGCAUUUGAACGAGGAACUGACAGAGGGUUCCCCAGGAUGCUCGAUAGAGGUUGCAUGGGUGUACGUAGGAAUAGGGCGAAGGGAUUCAGGAUGAUGAUGCUGUGUUCACUGCUCUAGACUGUGGUAAGUAUUGGCACUCCCUGAAUGGAUGCUCACAAUGAGGAUUCAGGACUUGCGAAAGCAACCUUGAACCUUGUCUUGAUACCUUGAUGAGCCCAUGAUGGUUUGACGAAAGAGCCACCACCUAUCGAUGUGCUUUGUUCAACCCUA
Molecule: messenger RNA, 1155 nt
Organism: Parathielavia appendiculata
Lineage: Eukaryota; Fungi; Ascomycota; Sordariomycetes; Sordariales; Chaetomiaceae
Exons: 6
Coding region: 164-781 (205 amino acids)
Biological process (GO): regulation of vacuole fusion, non-autophagic
Cellular component (GO): vacuole; fungal-type vacuole membrane; phagocytic vesicle
Molecular function (GO): GTP binding; GTPase activity
Source: RefSeq, a predicted model, not a curated record